This is a messenger RNA of Liolophura sinensis, 2399 nucleotides long. RefSeq names its product GRAM domain-containing protein 4-like. The transcript has 18 exons. Gene Ontology annotation, biological process: negative regulation of toll-like receptor 9 signaling pathway; apoptotic process. Bases 172 to 2130 code for a protein of 652 amino acids. The record is from RefSeq and is a predicted model, not a curated record. Lineage: Eukaryota; Metazoa; Mollusca; Polyplacophora; Chitonida; Chitonidae.
GUCCAAUCAUGGAAGCUAAGCAAUCUUGAAGGGAUUCUGUGUCUUGGAUGGUGUCCAUUCCACUAGCCAAACAGCAUCACCAGCUACCAACGCUGACUGAUUGUUCCCUGAGGGGACUGAAGUUUUCUCGACGCUGUCCUAUGGUGUGAAGGACAGAACGGUUUUGCCACCAUGAAGAGUGUUCAGCACGCAAUUCGGAACCGACUCCAUGUACACCGACAUGACAAGCAUCAUGAGGACCACACUGAGGAAUCCCGAUACCACAAGGGACAGGAUGGGGAAAAAAUACAACUUGAUUACCAUAACUUCAACAUGAGUAAUCAGAAAGAAGCAGACGAGUCCUCAAUGGCCUCCACAGAGUCUCUCUCCACAGUCUCAGAAGUGAUCGCUGGCAGCCAUGACACCAGCAGCAACAAGGACUUUGAAGACAAAACAGUGUAUGAAGCACAGCUCACUCAGCUACAAGAGCAGCUUGUUACGGUCAUGAUUGAAAACCAGGCACUUCAUGCUCAAGUUCAAGAUUAUGAAAACAGUAGUCAAGUUAAUGCUCUUAAAGAACAGUUAGAGGCUGAACAGGAGAAAUGUGAACAACUCCACCUGCAGUUACUUGAAGAGAAGAAAAAAGGUUUGAGUGCGAAAAAGUUAGGCUUGUCAAGUUCAACAGAGAGCGUGCCAGAAGUGGAGAUAGCAGAGCCAGCUACAAACUAUGUAAUGCAAGAUGGUCCUGAUGGGGGAGGUGGACCUUCGCAGAAGACACCCCCUCCAAGACGUGCCCUGGCUGUGAGGCUGUGGGAGUGUGUGUUUGGUUGGGUGUAUGAGCUGCUGGAGGACUUGGAACCUCUGGAGCCUAAGGGUGAAGAAGAUGGGGAGGGGCCUCCACUCACUGUCAAACAGCUGAAAGAGAACAUAAAGAGAUUCAAAACUGCUCUCACACCAUACAUUAACACCUUUAAAGGCAUCCAUAGGUUAAUGACCUGGAAGUCACCUGCUUUUACACUGCUCGUUUUUGGGGUAUACAUGUAUACAGUUUACCAGGGACUCUUCCUGCCAUGUACGCUUUUCCUUCUCACCUUCCGCCUUGGAAUCAACUACCUUAGACACAGAGGAAUGAAUAUUAAUUUCAACUACCUGGAUCCAGGGGAAGAAGAUAAAAAGGAUGCUGAAGAAAAGGGGAUGUCAGACAAGUUCAACUUGGUGUUAUUUGUGGCCCGUAAAGUCCAGAAUGUUUUAGGUACCUUGGCAGACAGCUUGGAGAAGAUUAAAAACUUAUUCAUCUGGGAGCAGCCAGAAGCCACUAGCACCCUUUUCUUUGGCCUCUUUUUUGGAUUUGUACUUUCCCUCAUUUUUGAAACUGGAGUCCUGUUUUACUUGGCUGGGCUGUAUCUGGGAGUGAAAUUAUUUGUCAUUGACUACUUCUUUAACCGGUACCCAAGACUAAAGCGAAAGCGUGACACUGUGUACAAAAUCUGGUUGUCCUUGCCAACAGACAUUGAGAAGGAGAAAAGAAGUGUACGAUCUGAGAUUGAUAAGUAUAUACUCCCUCAGCAGCAAUCUUACUCUGAGAAUGAGGUCUGGUCUGAAUCCCAGAUGGAACACAUGACACGUGAUGACAAAUCUUUCUGUGAACUGUUCUCCUUGCCACUGAGUGAAUGUCCAUUGCCAGGUUGGCAUGGCGGUAAAAGAUGCACAUUGAUUAACAAGGACAAGUCUAUUACAGGAGCUUUCAAGAAUGGGCGACUCUAUCUCACCAGGAGUUUUCUUUGCUUUGAAAGAUCAAAAACACCUACACCAAAAAAUAUUGUGAUACCUUUAUGCGAUAUUGCCCAUAUCGAAAAGGCUAAACCCUAUUCUUGGAUGCCUGGAGGAGGAAUGGCAAUUGAGAUCACUUUAGUAGGGUCUGAUAAGCACCUGCUGUUUGGAGCCUUUCUGAACAGAGAUGAAACUUUCCAGAGCAUUGUGUCUUGUGGAGCAAAGAAGGAUUGUGCUUGGGCAAUUGCAAACACCGAGCACCCGCCAGAUAGCCCCGCAACAAAAAGAAGUAAUAGCAGCCAUAGCAGCCAUGGCAGCCAUGGCAGUGGCCCACAUGAUGGCGAGGGGAAGCAUUUCUCCAGCUUGACUGUUGUCAAGUAAUAAUAUUCACAAACAAGAGUGUACAUUUAUGGUUAACUAAGUUAAUACACAUUACAGGUCAUUACAGCAUUAGUGACAUCCCAAUGCAAGAUGACAGCACCAAAGGGCAGAUUUUGUAUUUUAGGUAUUUUAGGUGAAACACAGCAAUCUAAUCCUCUUUUAAUUGGUUUUCUGCAGUCCACCAUAUACCACUCCAUGCUAAAAUUGGAAGAUUGACCCUGUCGUGCCACAAAUCAGCGUCAUCGCAAAUGGUUGUCACUCAUGUUCUG